AUGGGUUGCGGCACCUCCAAGGAAGCCGUGCUCAGCAGCGACGGCAGCGGCAGGUGCAGCAGUCGCAAGCUCUUCCGCCGCAAGUCCAGCGUCGUCGCCACCAAGGUCGACGGCGACGACCAGGUCAGGAAGGCCCACAAGGCGGUGGCAAGGGCCCCGGCGCCGGAGAAGGCCGCCGCGGUCGCCGCGAAGGUCGUCGGGGGACCGAAGGCGGGGGAGGCCGAGAAUGGCGGUGGGGAAGUAGCGGCAGCGGUUGGCCCCGACGCCAAGGAGAAGGAGGUCGCAGGCGGGAAGAAAGAGGAGGAGGAGGCUAAGAAUGUGACCAGGGAGGACGAAGUCGUUGCCGCCGAUGUUCAGAAGUACGAUGUGGCAUCAGUAACGGCCGAGAGCGUGUUCGUGGGCGAGGAGAAAGAAGGGGAUCGGGAUCAGAUCGGCAAUGGCGAGGCGUCGCCUUCGGUCGCGGCUGCCGUCGUUGGGGCGGAGGAGGAGAAGAAAGACGAGCCGGCCGUCGACGACGAAGAAGAAGAAUUAGAAGCUUCGUUACCGUCAGCCAAAGCCGAGGAAGAGGACAUCGACGGCGGUGUCGCCGCCGCCGCGGUUGCUCCCGUGCCCGUGGCCGCUGAAAGUGUCGCCUCCGGCGACGCCGAGGAGAAUGACGACGCUGGCAGUGCCUCCGCCUUCGUUCCUGAAUCGGUGACCGAGGAGGAGGCCGCCGGUGUCGCCAUCCUCGUGCCGCCGGCUGAUGCUUCCGUGCCCGCGCCGCCGCCGGCGUCGGCCAAGGAAGAGGAAGACAUUGUCUCCUUGGCGUCCGAUCCAGAGGUCGUCCAAAGCGUUUCCAUGGAAACGGCGGCGGCUCCGUCGGCCCAAGCGGUUGACGACGUUGUCACCACUACCCUCCCGCCGGCUGCCAUGGCCAACAAGGAUGAGGAAAUUACUGCCGCCUCCGUCGCUGCCCCGGUGGCCGAAACUGCUGCCGUGGCGACUGCUGCUCCGGUGGCCGAAACUGCCACCGUGGCGGCUGCUACUCCCGAGGCCAAGGAAGACGAAAGCAUCACCGUCGCAGUUGCUGAUCCGGUGGCAAAGGAAGGCGAAACCAUCACCGCCGCGGCGGUCCCCGUCGUCGACACGGCGCCUGCCCCGACCUCGACGGCGGCGGCCAAGGACGACGAAACCGUCACCGGCGCGGCUACUCCCUCGACCAACGAGGACGAGGAAAGCCUCGCAAUCCCGGUGCCUCCGGUGCCGGAGCCGGUGGAGGAGGCGGCGGGGGAGCAAGAGCAACCUACGCCUUCCGGGAACAACGUUGCGGAAGAUCCGACGGCGGAGCGGACUUCCGUCGAGCAGGUGGCGAGCGAAGCCAAGGAGGAGGCCCCGGUCGCCGUGGAGCAGGAAGAGGCCGCGAGCGUCUCCCAGGAGCCAGAGGAGGAGGAAAAUGAUGAGAAUGUCAAACAAGAAGCCGUAGCCGUUGUUGAUUCGACGAAGGAUGCCAUGAACGCCACCACCGAGGCGAUCAAAGGAGGGGAGGAUCAGGGGACGACCGCCGUCGACGAGGAGGAAGAAGAAGAAGCACCAGGCGCCGGCGCCGCUCCGAUCGAAUCGCCACCGUCGACUUAAAACUUGAAAAAGACAUUGACACUGGAUCAAAUGUGUGUUAAUUUCUGAGUGUGCGUGAAAUGUUGAGUUUGCUUUGCUCGGUUGAUUUCCUUUGUAUUGCGGCAUUGGACUGUGCUGCAUGUGCAUGCGUAGGUAAUCGAUCUGGCAAUCGUUCUCAUCUUCUGCAA
Brachypodium distachyon (stiff brome) is the source of this 1781-nucleotide messenger RNA. Its product is annotated as neurofilament medium polypeptide-like. Bases 1 to 1614 code for a protein of 537 amino acids. NCBI's taxonomy places the organism in Eukaryota, Viridiplantae, Streptophyta, Magnoliopsida, Poales, Poaceae. The record is from RefSeq and is a predicted model, not a curated record. The transcript is spliced from 2 exons.